AUGCAGUCCGUGCAAAGGCAGUUCGGCAAGCUCAUGAGCAAGAGCCCUGGUGACAAUGCCAAAAUCGCCGCAGUCUUACACGACUACGAAGAUGCAGACAGCCUGCUGAGCAAGAUCAUCGAGAACACGAGGACUCUCCGUGAUGCCUGGGUGGCCAUGGUCACUAGCCAGUGGGCUAUCGUGAAGGAAUAUCAGGGAUUGUAUGACCCCAUUGUUGGAGCCUCCGAGGGACAUGCUCGCCCCGGCGUUGAGACGCCUCAGCUGCAGCUCGAUCGCACAUUUAAGCUCAGCGGAGUGUACUCCGACCUCAAGGAUGAGCUGAUUGGGGAAGUGGCGGCAAUUGACUCCCAGGUCAUUCGUCCAGCCACUGAAGCCCGCGAAUUCAUUCAGCCUCUACGUAAAACUAUCAAGAAGCGCGAGAACAAACGGCUGGACUAUGAGAAGGCCCAAGAGAAGGUCAAAAAGCUUCAGAAGAAGACCGGGAGGACGCCAAAAGAAGAUGCCCAGCUGUCAAAGGUUGAAUUUGAGAUGUCAUGCGCGUCCGAGGAGUUCGAGGUCGCAGAUGUCCACCUUCGAGAUGCCUUACCCCCCAUCAUAGAAGCCAUAUUUGCCUUAAUUCCUCACUUGCUAGCCUCUCACGUCUGCAUUCAAAACAGGCUACUUGGCCUGUACUACACUGCGCUCCACAACUACUGCGAGGACCACGAUUUCCCUUCUCCUCCACCCCCAUGGAAAACGUGCUGCAUAUCGCAUGGCAAGAACUGGAGACAGCCGGCCAGGAUAGGGGAUGACGGACAGAGUCGGAAGUCAUCGGCAUACCCAGCAUCAUCACGCAACGGAUUCGCUCGGACACCGUCUGAUACAAGUGAAAGUGCAGCACCGACGCUACGAACCAUGCGAAUACCUUCUACCACCUCAGCCAAUCGAUCCGCAUCCACUUUAGAUUUCUCGCCGCAGCCAAGUCCACAAUCAAGCAGUAUAAGCGUCUCGCGCUCGCAGCUCGGCCUCCCUACCGACUUCACAACUGCCACAGCUCUUGGACAACCUCAAGGCGCUUCGAAUGUGUCGCCGGCCUACAUAGGCUCCCGUGCGGAGUAUUUCGGCCACCAAUCAGGGCUUCCAUCGGAUCACGGCAAUGUUGUAGCGAAGAAGAAGCCACCACCACCGCCCCCAGCGAAGCGCUUAAAGGCGCCGGAAGAGUAUGUUGUAGCUCAGUAUGAUUUCUCAGGAGGCGACGGGGAUUUAAGCUUCCGCGAAGGUGAUAGAAUCAGGAUCGUAAAAAAGACAGAAACGGAUCAGGACUGGUGGAUGGGCGAACUGGGUGGCGUAAAGGGUAGUUUCCCUGCCAACUAUUGCAAGGCCGCUUGA
This is a messenger RNA of Colletotrichum navitas, 1368 nucleotides long. Its product is annotated as SH3 domain-containing protein. Gene Ontology annotation, cellular component: mating projection tip; medial cortex; Rvs161p-Rvs167p complex. NCBI's taxonomy places the organism in Eukaryota, Fungi, Ascomycota, Sordariomycetes, Glomerellales, Glomerellaceae. The transcript has 4 exons. The record is from RefSeq and is a predicted model, not a curated record. Bases 1 to 1368 code for a protein of 455 amino acids. Gene Ontology annotation, biological process: actin cortical patch localization; endocytosis; plasma membrane tubulation. Gene Ontology annotation, molecular function: lipid binding; protein binding.